Molecule: messenger RNA, 1317 nt
Organism: Cylindrotheca closterium
Lineage: Eukaryota; Bacillariophyta; Bacillariophyceae; Bacillariales; Bacillariaceae
Source: the annotation of a GenBank genome assembly
AUGGAUGUGAUUAAAAAUUCGGGAGUGAACCUCUACCAAGGAAAGGACCAACCUAAUAAAGUUAAAGGCAAAGGGAAAGGAAAGGGAAAACCAAAGGAUGGAAAGAAGGCAGCAUGUUAUGUGUGUGACAACGAAGAUCAUAUGUCUCCAAAAUGCCCAGACAGACUGCUACCAAAGAUCCAAUGGAAGAAUCAGGAUCAAUAUGUCGACUAUGGGAAGAAGCUCAAUCUUAACCAGAUUGGAGCAACUGUCCCAGCUACUGUUCCAGCUAUAGUUCCUGGAGUCUCAGCAUCCACAAGUGGAGCAUCAAGUGCUGUGGGAAGCGUUAACACACCUUUGCGACUUGCUGGUACUACAGGUAAUCAAAUGAUGCAAGUUCCUUUGGGAAUGCAGCUCAUGCAGAUUCCAACUCAAGGUGGCGGCACUGUUCGUGUCCCUUACUCAAUGAAUGCUAAUGGUGAGAUUGCGUUCAGUGGAAUGCAACUCAGCCGACAAGGCUUCAGUGGGGCUCAAGUGCGCCAAGGAUUCGAUGCAACUCAAGCUCGAACUCCGCAAGCUGUGAAAACUGGAUAUUUUGAUACGUCAAAUGUCUUUCACGAUGCUAUCAAGGAAAAGGAUGAGAAUGGCAAUGAUGUCUACCUUAUUCCAUGUCCUGCUGAUCGAGGUCUGCAGUUUAUCCAAAGCCACAGAAAGGAAAGAGAUCCAUUUGGGUUGUACGAUCAUGUCAUCAUGGACAGUGGUUGCACAAACACCACCAUUUGUAAUGGUGAGCUCAUACAUGGACUCCGUCAUGCUGAGAAGGAACUUGAUAUGCACACUACCGUGGGCAGCAGAGUUCUUGACGAAGAAGGUUUUCUAGGAAGAUUUCCGCGUCCAGUUUAUCACGAUGAAGAUGGAAUUGCCAAUGUACUUACUAUGCGCGAGAUGAUUGCUGCGGGAUACCGCAUUACUAUGGAUACUGAUGUUGACAAUGCCUUUAUUGUGCAUUGUGAUGGAAACAGAAAGAUGCAAUUUGUGAAUCGUAAGGGUGUGAAUGUGUUGGAGCAACUUGGAGCAAAUGACGAACCAGGUGCCAAAGAGACAAGUGCAAUGUACCGUCGCCAGUUAAGCAACUUAAAUAAUCAACCCCAUUUUGAACUUUCUUCAAACAAACAGAAUGGAUAUGCUGGACUUGGGAUGACCUCCAAGAUGGCAACUGUUCAAAAGAACAAGGAAGGAUUCACUCCAAGACAAGUCAAGGCUGCAAUGGACGUGAGACUUGCAAUGCACACACUCAAUGCUCCAAGCACCAAAAAUCAAGAACUGUCCUAUCACUGA